CAUGGUCCUCGCCCUCAACAGCAGUCACCUCUACGGUAACCUCCGGCCCUUGGUCCUGGAGGACCCGCGGGCGCUGAGCGGCGGUGGGAUGAUCGCCGGCUCCUGGCCCCCGCGUAGCCUGGCAAAGCUCGGCCCGUCUCCCCCCCCGUCGGUGCUGCCCACGGCGAGCCCCCUCCCUGCCAACGACUCCCAGUGCGGGGAGCAGAUCCUCAGCUACGGCAACGUGGAGAAAGUUGUCAUCGGCGCCGUCCUCUCCCUCAUCACCCUGCUGACCAUCGCCGGCAACUGCCUGGUGGUCAUCUCUGUCUGCUUCGUGAAGAAGCUGCGGCAGCCCUCCAACUAUCUGAUCGUCUCGCUGGCCCUGGCCGACCUCUCGGUGGCCCUGGCUGUCAUGCCCUUCGUCAGCGUGACCGACCUCAUCGGCGGCGAGUGGAUCUUCGGGCGCCUCUUCUGCAACGUCUUCAUCGCCAUGGAUGUCAUGUGCUGCACGGCCUCCAUCAUGACUCUCUGCGUGAUAAGUAUCGACAGGUACCUGGGAAUAACGAGACCUCUUACGUAUCCUGUAAGGCAGAAUGGGAAGUGUAUGGCCAAAAUGAUCUUGUGUGUUUGGCUCUUAUCUGCCUCUAUCACUAUACCCCCACUCUUUGGCUGGGCUCAAAAUGUAAACGAUGAAAAAGUUUGUUUGAUCAGUCAAGACUUUGGCUACACCAUUUACUCCACGGCAGUUGCAUUUUAUAUUCCAAUGUCAGUGAUGCUUUUCAUGUACUAUCAGAUUUACAAAGCUGCCAAGAGGAGUGCUGCCAAACACAAGUUUGCAGGUUUUCCCCGGCCAGAAGAAAUGGAAGGGAUUUCUAUGAAUGGAGUUGUAAAACUGCACAAGGAAUCUGAAGAAUGUACUAAUUUUUCACGACUCCUAAAGCACGACAAGAAAAACAUUUCCAUAUUUAAAAGAGAACAGAAAGCUGCCACCACUCUUGGGAUUAUUGUGGGGGCUUUCACAGGCUGCUGGCUGCCCUUCUUCCUCCUCUCGACCGCCAGGCCCUUCAUCUGUGGUACAGCCUGCAGCUGUAUCCCACUCUGGGUUGAGAGAACAUUUCUAUGGUUGGGUUAUGCAAACUCUCUCAUUAACCCUUUUAUAUAUGCCUUCUUCAAUCGGGACUUGAGGACAACUUACCGCAACCUAUUGCAAUGCAGAUACAGGAAUAUCAACCGGAAACUAUCAGCUGCAGGGAUGCAUGAGGCUCUGAAGCUUGCAGAAAAGCCAGAAUUUGUUCUGUAAGGUCACUUAUCCGUUGCUAUGAUAAUUUAUUGUUUAUCAUCUUAGCUUUCCCCCCUCAGGUCCAAAAUAAGAGUUACAUAAAGACACAGGAUUACUGAGCACUGUUAACACAGUCAUUAAGAAACUGGAAAGUAGCAAGGUUAAUUCCUGUACAGCCCACCAGUCUUGGCGAGCCUGGAGAAAAAAGAAGACUAGCUAAGAACUUGGGUGUAAGAGGAAUACCAGAAAAGGGUAAAAGGUAGUGUGGCAUGGUUGAGUUGCCAGUGAGGGAAGAGCAAAUUUGGCCUAACCCAUUUGUUUGGCCCUUGGCCUCAAGCAACUUUUAGUAGGUCUGAAUUUUGGAUGCAUCUUGUGUCCUAGAGAUUUUUUUCUGUAAUAAAGACCUGAGAAUAGAAAAAGUUCAGCAUAAUUCAUUGCUUUCCACUUUGUUGUAAUAAAAAUAAACCAUUUAGGAACAAGCUGGAUCAGAGCGCUUAUGUUGCUAAGAAAUUAUCUUUAUUGUAAAAAACAUAUGUCCAUUAAACAUAAAUUUACUGGAUUACCUGGAAAGAAACUACCUUUUGAAAUUUAAUGUUGCCUUUGCAUAGCAUCAGUGGGACUGAAAGAAUAUGUUAUGAUUCCAAUGUGAAUAUAAGAGUUUGGGUAGAGUCACAUGGACUGACAUCUACUGCUACAUACAGUUGUGCAGCACAAUUAGCUGUAGUGCUGCUGUGUCAGUUACACCAGGUAAAGGUUUUAUCUUAUAUUGCUAACAUAACAAAUAUUUCUGUUUACUAUUUAUUUCAGGUCUGGUCUUUGUCCAUCUUUUAUUUUUUAAUUCUCUUGGCUUUAUCAGUUAAGCCCUUCUCUGAGCUAGAUGGAGACUGUCUAUGCUCAGGUCUUAGUUUCUGUUGAUGUACGUCUAGCCCUUAUUCUGCUUCAGUUGUUCGUUUAUUGUCUAUUUGGAAGCUUUUCUACCUUACUGGGAUUUCUUUCCUUUCUGAAGUUGGUAAGAAAAAAAGAAACUGGGGACUCUAUGACAUUCAGAGACAUCUGGACUUUAUUCUUACAAACUGAUUUUGGUCAUCAGUUCUGCUUAAAAUGAUGUAAAGCCUUGUCUUGUGUAAUAAUCCAGGUCAUUUACUGUUUCCAGUUCAAGUUGUUGUUACCCUUUACUGCUGCAGCCCAUCCAAGUACGCGAUCCUACUUUUCCAGCUUUGGUAACAAAGCUCUUUCCUCAGUGGAGCAGAGUAAAAUAUUGUAACAAUAUUUUUCUGUAUAAUUUAAUAAAUGCAUUAAGCAUAUUAAUAUAUUAGUAGUAAUAUAUUAAUU
Molecule: messenger RNA, 2590 nt
Organism: Apus apus (common swift)
Lineage: Eukaryota; Metazoa; Chordata; Aves; Apodiformes; Apodidae
Gene: HTR7
Product: 5-hydroxytryptamine receptor 7
Exons: 2
Coding region: 2-1279 (425 amino acids)
Biological process (GO): chemical synaptic transmission; vasoconstriction; G protein-coupled receptor signaling pathway, coupled to cyclic nucleotide second messenger
Cellular component (GO): dendrite; plasma membrane
Molecular function (GO): neurotransmitter receptor activity; G protein-coupled serotonin receptor activity
Source: RefSeq, a predicted model, not a curated record